This is a messenger RNA of Schistosoma haematobium, 2132 nucleotides long. RefSeq lists its product as uncharacterized. NCBI's taxonomy places the organism in Eukaryota, Metazoa, Platyhelminthes, Trematoda, Strigeidida, Schistosomatidae. Gene Ontology annotation, biological process: cell-cell adhesion. The transcript has 5 exons. Gene Ontology annotation, cellular component: cell-cell junction; membrane. The record is from RefSeq and is a predicted model, not a curated record. The coding region runs from base 689 to 1489 and encodes 266 amino acids.
CACAUUAUUAUUAAAGAUUAAAGUGUACAUUUAUUCACAAAAAUGGAUGAUCUAUUCAACAUGAUCGAAUUGAUUAACUCAAUGAUUCUUUUGUACGAAAUUACAUCAUCAUUAUGAUUGUAUCUGUGUAUUCUCUCCUUUUUCCCCCUACUAAUUAUGGUAUGUUGUGUUAUCAUCUAACAGUCAAUAAUGGAAGGUAUCAUUUGUUUCUAUGUAACUCUAUAUUCCUCAUCUACACAUGAUAUGAUUUUGUGUUUCUUAUUGUUGAAUCGAAUAUUCUUUUGUUAGUUUUAUAAUAUGAUUAGAAUAACAUGUGAUAUAUUGUAAAAAUAAACGGAAGUAAGCAAGGUAACAAUAGGCGCACGCUCACGCAAACGUGUGUGUGUGUAUGUGUGUACAUCAUUGGGAUAUUGAUAUAUACACUGAUGUGUGUUUGUGUGUGCUUGUCAUAUAUGUGUACUUGUGUACUUGUAUACAACUGGGAAAUAGUGUAGGAUACAAAUGUAAUUCAAUCAUUUGAAAGCUACAUAUGCUUGGAUAUAAAAAUAAACAUGAAUUAGGAGAAACCAUAUAGAUUUAUAUCAUCUAAAACAUUUUCACUGAAUAAUCAAAUAUUGAUUUUGAUUAGACUAAAUUUAUUAAUUAGACAUUCAUUAAUAAGUUCCUUCAAUAAAAACAAACAAACAAAAUGGAGAAUGGAGAAGAUGAAGAUGAAGAUGAUCUUUCUGAAGCAUCAUUUUAUCAAUCACAAUUACAUACAGUACAAUUAAGAAAUAAAUUAGUCAAUCAACAAUCAGGUAGUCGUGCACCAACAAUGACUAUAGAUGUUGUACGUGUUGGUAGGCCAUUAAAAAUUUUAGCUUUAUUAUUAUCAUUAAUUAGUAUAUUAUUAUUUAUUGUUGGCUCAGUCAGUACAUCAUGGAUUCAUAUUCAUUUUAAAUCAAUUGGUUUAUUUCAACAAUGUGAUAGUUUAUUAAAACAAUUCAAUCUCAAUCAUCAUAAUAAUGAUGAUAAAUUAUUCAUGAACACAGAUAAUAAUGAAUUAAAUGAGAUUGAAAAAAUUUGUCAAUUUCGUGAUUUCCUAAAUGUUAAAGUACUUAUCAUUAUUAUCUUAGAUUUGAUUGCUUUGAUCUUAGCAACAAUUGGAAGUUCUUUACUAUUAAGUGGAAUAUUCUCAUUGAAUAUUAAACGUAAACGUACAUUUUAUCAUAUAUCAAUUGUAUUGCAUAUACUUUCAUGUAUCACAAUAUUAUCAGCAUUAAUUAUCUUAGUGAUUGAAUGUAUGAAUGAAGCAAAUCAGAAUUCAUCAUCAUCAUCAUCAUUAGAGAAUCAAUCAACUAUUACAGUUGGUUGGUCAUUGAUUAUUGUUUGUUUUGGAAUAUUUAUACUUGGUAUAUCAGUUUGUCUUGUUUUAUUUGAUAGAGGUGGUGAAGAAAUUGAAUAUCGUGAAACAAUUCAUCGAUCAUCAAAUUAUAUAGGAGAUUCAUAGAGAGAUAGAAAGACAGAAGAAAAGAGAGUAGUAACCAAGAAGAAAAAAGAAAUAACAUUGGAAUGGGGAUGGAGUAAUUCAAGUUAAUAAGCAUCUAACUAUCUAUGGUGCAUAUAAAUAUUGAUUUUUGAUUUUCUGUAGACAAAAUAUACACAAAACACAUAUACAUGCAUUAAAGAUUUGUGUGCACAUAUACACAUAUACGAUGCCUUAAUUUGUAUUCAGAUCAUAUUGAAUUGGCCAAUUAGUAUCAAAUGUUCUUUGUUUUUUUGAAUAUUCUAUAGGGAUUUCGAAACUAAAAUUAGUCUCAGUUGACUAUUUACAUUCACCAAUAGCAUAUCUGCUUGGUUUAAAUGUGUUUGCAAUUUUGUUGGCACAAGGAAAAGGAAAGAAACAAGAAUUAUGAAAUAAACUACAUCUUCUUUAGCCUUUCCUUAUAUAAAAAUUCAUAUUCUUAACAUGAUAUAGAAAGGUUGAAGUGUAGUUCAAUAUUGGUACAAAGGGACACCAAAUAGUAGUAAAUGUCAAAGGAUCAGAGAGUUCUGCCAACUACCUCAAAAAAACCCUGAUAUUUUAGUUGCUGUACUGCACGAAAAUAUACUGAAAUCAAACUACAAAUAAUUUGUAUCUUAAUCAACUAACU